CAGAUAUAGUGAAUGCAGGGUCCGGGGAGAGCGGAUAUAGUGAAUGCACGGUCCGGGGAGAGCGGAUAUAGUGAAUGCAGGGUCCGGGGAGAGCGGAUAUAGUGAAUGCAGGGGUCCGGGGAGAGCGGAUAUAGUGAAUGCAGGGUCCGGGGAGAGCGGAUAUAGUGAAUGCAGGGGUCCGGGGAGACCAGAUAUAGUGAAUGCAGGGUCCGGGGAGAGCGGAUAUAGUGAAUGCAGGGUCCGGGGAGAGCGGAUAUAGUGAAUGCAGGGGUCCGGGGAGAGCGGAUAUAGUGAAUGCAGGGUCCCGGGAGAGCGGAUAUAGUGAAUGCAGGGUCCGGGGAGA
Staurois parvus is the source of this 343-nucleotide messenger RNA. NCBI's taxonomy places the organism in Eukaryota, Metazoa, Chordata, Amphibia, Anura, Ranidae. The record is from the annotation of a GenBank genome assembly.